Molecule: messenger RNA, 3082 nt
Organism: Polyodon spathula (Mississippi paddlefish)
Lineage: Eukaryota; Metazoa; Chordata; Actinopteri; Acipenseriformes; Polyodontidae
Product: RING finger protein 10-like
Exons: 17
Coding region: 394-2826 (810 amino acids)
Biological process (GO): positive regulation of myelination; positive regulation of transcription by RNA polymerase II
Molecular function (GO): metal ion binding; transcription cis-regulatory region binding
Source: RefSeq, a predicted model, not a curated record
CCCAUCCGGAUGCCUCUGGUUCUUAGCUGGCGACUCGUCGCCAUUGUUGUUAAAGCUCGUUUCUACGCUUCAACUUUCCGUUUCUCCCGUUCUCCUUCCCCAGGAGACCCGCUACCUCACUCUCGGGACUCGGUCUCUCCCUGCUGCCGGAGAAACUGCCUUCAGGGGUCGCGAUCCCCUCUGUAGCUUUUUUUCCCCCCACCCAGUACUUCGGCGCUGCGCCUCUGUCUUCCUCAGCAGCCCGAUAUUUUCAUUUUUUUUCCUCGUUUUACUGUCAGCAUGAUGUCGCCGUGAUGGAGCCUCUGUGUGUGAACACCAUGAGCUUGGGCCCUUGCCGCCUGAUCCCCCGCACUCGCAGCCUCCCGCUCUCCCCUCCCCUGGUCGCCUCUGUUGAUGCUGGAGAACCCGGCCUGUGUCUCCCAGGAACUCAACAACCACCACCGCAACGCCAUGGAGAAAAACGCCAACAGCAACAGCAAAGUGCUGCCCCGCUCCGGGUCUGCUGGGCCGGCCACCGGGGACUCUAAACCCAAAACAGAUGGAAAGAAUAGUAAUGGUUCAAAGCAGCGCCACACCCGCAAACGCGAACCCUCCUACCCUAAAACAGAGAGCUUCUCGGGGCAGGCUCACCGCCCCACCCCACAGAAAAGCAAGGCCUUCGACAAGAGACCCCCCCAGAGAGGAGGGGGCAGCCGGCUGUAUGGAGGGGGGUGCCGAGAGGAGGUAGCAGAGGCUCAGCGGGCCGAGUUCAGCCCGGCCCAGUUCUCUGGUCCCAAGAAGAUCAGCCUGAACCACCUGCUGAACUUCACCUUCGAGCCGCGUGGGCAGGGCGGUCCCGUCUCCGACGGGCAUGGGGGCUGGGGCCGGCGCAACAAGUGGGGGCACAAAGCAAAGCCCUUCAACAAGGAGCUGUUCCUCCAGGCAAACUGCCAGUUCGUGGUGUCUGAGGACCAGGACUACACUGCUCACUUCGCUGACCCAGACACCCUGGUCAGCUGGGACUCCGUACAGCAGGUGCGCAUCUACAGCCACGAGGUUCCCUCCUGCCCCAUCUGCCUGUACCCUCCCGUCGCUGCCAAGAUCACCUGCUGCGGACACAUCUUCUGCUGGGCCUGCAUCCUGCACUACCUGGCCCUUGGCGAGAAGACCUGGACCAAGUGUCCUAUAUGCUAUGAGGCCGUCCACACCAGCGACCUCAAGAGUGUGGUCGCGAUGGAGACCCGGCAGUACCUGGUUGGAGACACCAUCACCAUGCAGCUGAUGCGUCGUGAGAAGGGGGUGCUGGUGGCUCUCCCCAGUCCUAGGUGGAUGAAGGUGGAGGAGCCUGUUCGCCUUGGAGAUGACUUGCACAGCCAGUACUCGAAGUUGCUGCUGGCCUCACCCUCCCAGGUGCUGCAGCAGGUCGUAUGGGAGGAGAGGGCCUCUCUGCAGAGGCAGUACCUGGAAGAGGAGCACACCCCAGAGGCCUGCUUCAUCGAGGCUGCCCUGCAGAAGCUCAAGGAGCGCGAGGAAGCUUUGCUGAAGUCCUGCCCAGAGAAGGAGAUGACCGCCACUGAGGCCAGACUAGAAGCACUGACCGUGAGUGACCCUCCCUUGGCUGAAGUGAUCUCUGAGGUGUGGACCAAUGCAACCCCAAACAACAAGCCUGCGGUGCAGUACUCCUCUGCCUUCGACGAUGAGGUCAUUGACCCCGGCCUGCUGGAGGAGGGGGCCUCUGACUGCUCCCCAGAGAGCGAGCCCGCCCUCGAACCAGAGUCUGAGCUGCACCAGGCCCCCGAGCCUCAGUCUGAGCCGGCACCGAGCACUGUCACCACUGAACACGCUCAGACUGGCCAGCGCGAGACCGCCCUAAAUCCCACUGGGAACGGACCGUACUACUACUUCUACCAGGCGGAGGAUGGUCAGCAGAUGUUCCUGCACCCCAUUAAUGUGCGCUGCCUAAUGCGCGAGUACGGCAGCCUGGAGGGGAGCCCCGAGAAAAUCAGUGCCACCGUGGUGGAAAUCGAGGGGCACUCCGUGAAUGAGGAGGUGCGUCGCCGGCACCGCUACCUCUCCCACCUGCCUCUCACCUGUGAGUUCAGCAUCUGUGAGCUAGCUCUGCAGCCCCCCGUGCUGUCCAAGGAGACACUUGAUGCCUUUGCAGAUGACCUUGAGAAGAGGAGACACUUCCGUCAGAAGAAAGCGCGGGAAGAGAGACGCAGGGAGAGGAGGAUUGAGAUGGAGGAGAACCAGAAACAGGGGAGAUACCCCGAGGUGCACAUCGGCCUGGAGAACCUGCAGCACUUCCCUGCUUUCGGCUCCCCGCCUGCAGAUACUGUCGUCCCUCUGGGCCUCUCCCUCCAGUCGGAGUCCCUGCUGUCCUCUCACUCAGCACUCAGCUCCAGCCCAGCCUCUGACACAGUGAGCCUGGUGUUCCCCUGCCUGGGGGGCCUGAGCCCCCCUCCUUGUGUGGGGAGCCUGGAGGAUGACUCUCGCUGCCUCUCCUUUGCUCAGAUGCUGCGUGAUGGGAAGGCGAAGGCGGAUGGCUGGCCCAGGGUGACCCCAAAGAAAGCUGACCUGUUCCUGGCUCCUCCUGCUCCUGACAGCGAUGGGGAGAGUGAUGGGUCCGACCGGGUCCCGGUUCCCAGCUUCCAGAACUCCUUCAGCCAGGCCUUCGAGGCGGCGCUGCUGCAGCUGGACAAGGGCCCGGGUCCGCUGCCUGAACCGGCUCAGAGCACUGGGAGGCAGGGAGGGGCACUGGGGCACAGUGCAGAGGAGAAAGUGGGUAAGAAGAAAAAGAAGAAACAGAAGCUGCUGUUCAGCACUUCGAUGGUUCACACAAAAUAGGACUUGAGCCGACCCGGCAAGCUUCUGCCUGCCCAGAACAAACCAAACAAGUUAAAAUUAGCCAGCCAGCCACCCCCGGGUCAACCCUUUCAAAUCUCUUCAUUUACAUCUGCCAUUAGUAUCUCCAGCACAGAAACACACACACACACUGGGAAGAGGAGUGCCUCUGUAGAAAUACCCUGUACAAUUAUAUAAAAUAAUUGCAUAAAAAUAAUGAUUUUUUUUUUAUCAAAUUUGUCAUUUUUUGCAAUCAGAC